AAAGCGACCGACCCCAAUGUGAAGACAACCCGAUUAAGUUGGACGUUUCGAUGGGCGUAAUACAAUACCAUUCAAAGCGUUCGACGUUACACUCUCUCCAUCUCUUUCUUGGGCUGCACCAUCAUAUACCAUGGCAAGCUUAUACAGAGGUGUUUCUAGGAAGGAAAAGCCUAAAGGACGUCAUGGGUUAAAUCCCCAAAAGAAGCAGGAGAUUAAGGAAGCUUUUGAGUUAUUUGAUACUGAUGGCUCUGGGACUAUUGAUGCCAAAGAGCUUAAUGUGGCAAUGAGGGCUCUUGGAUUUGAGAUGACUGAAGAGCAAAUCAGACAAAUGAUUGCAGAUGUAGACAAGGAUGGAAGUGGUGCCAUUGAUUAUGAUGAAUUUGAAUACAUGAUGACAGCAAAAAUUGGAGAGAGAGACACUAAGGAGGAACUUAUGAAAGCAUUUCACAUUAUUGACCAUGAUAACAAUGGGAAGAUAUCUGGAGAUGACAUCAAGCGUAUAGCAAAGGAGCUGGGUGAGGCCUUCACCGACAAAGAUAUUCAAGAUAUGAUUGAAGAGGCAGACCGAGAUCGUGAUGGUGAAGUGAAUGCUGAUGAGUUCGUUAGAAUGAUGAGGAGAACGACAUAUGGAUUCUAGAGAUCAAAUUCUUAGCAGAAUGUGUAUCCAUCCCUGCGAGGCUGACUAUGGUAAGUACAGUUGUGAGAAUAAGAGACAUGCCAACUAUAUUAUUGUUCGUAUGUUUCUAAAUGUAAGAUUUUAAACUUCAGAGUUAUUGAAUAUAUUUUGUUAUUUUUAGUUUGAAUUUUGUGUAAUGCUAAUGACUGGCACAGUACAAUAAAGGGGAAGCUGAGAAAUAUAUACGAAAACCCUUUCGAGG
This is a messenger RNA of Cucurbita moschata (crookneck pumpkin), 878 nucleotides long. Its product is annotated as probable calcium-binding protein CML20. The record is from RefSeq and is a predicted model, not a curated record. Bases 131 to 637 code for a protein of 168 amino acids. NCBI's taxonomy places the organism in Eukaryota, Viridiplantae, Streptophyta, Magnoliopsida, Cucurbitales, Cucurbitaceae. Gene Ontology annotation, biological process: centriole replication; mitotic cell cycle. The transcript has 7 exons. Gene Ontology annotation, cellular component: centrosome; centriole. Gene Ontology annotation, molecular function: calcium ion binding.